Molecule: messenger RNA, 1104 nt
Organism: Pestalotiopsis fici W106-1
Lineage: Eukaryota; Fungi; Ascomycota; Sordariomycetes; Amphisphaeriales; Sporocadaceae
Exons: 3
Coding region: 1-1104 (367 amino acids)
Molecular function (GO): zinc ion binding; oxidoreductase activity
Source: RefSeq, a predicted model, not a curated record
AUGACACUCACAAAAGAUUAUCAAAAGGCUGCUCGCGAGGGGGGCUCGCCACGCUUUGAAAUCCACGAUGUACCAAGACCUGCGCUGAAGCCUUGGGAAGUCCUGGUCUCUCUCUCGGCCUCUGGUAUCUGUGGCACCGACGUAUCUCUGGCCUCUGGACACCUGGGCCCCUGCUGCGAUAUACUGGGUCACGAAGGCGUCGGCAAGAUCGAGGCCAUCGGAGCCGGUGUAGAUCCAACCAUUGCAAAGAUCGGCGACCGCGUAGGUAUCGCAUGGGUUCGAGACGCUUGCGGUGCUUGCGAGUAUUGCCUUAUCCCCGGCGGCGAGACGAGAUGUGUUGAGCAGUUGAAUUCGGGGAGAAAAAUUGAUGGCACAUUUGCAGAGUUUUGCACCGUACCUAGCAGGUACCUUCUCAAGCUGCCGGAUGAUCUGGCGGUUGCCGACGAACUAGUCGCACCGAUCUUGUGCGGAGGCGUCACGGCAUACAAGGCACUGAAAAGCUGCAACGCGACGCCGGGUUCGUGGGUGGCCAUAUCCGGAGCCGGCGGUGGUGUCGGUGCGCUGGCGAUACAAUACGCUAGAGCCAUGGGAUAUCGUGUCAUUGCUAUAGACGUGGGCACAAGCAAAGAAGAGUACUGCCGCUCUCUUGGUGCUGAAGUCUACUUGGAUGCCAAGAACGAUGUCGCAGCAGCAGUGUAUACGUCGACUAAAGGCACGAGAGCCAAGGCAGUCAUUGUGACUGCAGGCUCAGGCGCCGCUUAUCAGAGUGCUUUCGAUAUUGUCGCUGCCUUUGGAACCGUGGUUUGUGUUGGUAUACCGCCACCGCCUCAGACCAUGGCCCUCCAUCCUCUUCAGUUCAUCGACAAGGGCAUUUCCCUUAUCGGAUCCUUGACCGGGACGCGGACGGACACGUUGGAGGCUCUGGAGUUUGUCCAGAGAGGAGCAGUGAAACCGUCUGUCAAUAUCAUUUCAUUAAACGACCUGCCAGUUGUUGCAGAUCGUGUCGCCGAGACGACGGGAAAGUACGUCAUUCGUUUUGGCAAAGCGCAAAUAGCAACUCCUGUGCAGAGUAAUGGAGAUGUCUCCAGCAACAAUAACAUUUGA